GUAAAAAAAAAAAAAAAAAAAAAAAAAAAAAAAAAAACCCAAAUAAAAAGAAUAAAAAAAAAAACCAAAAGGGCUUCGCUUCUCCACCAUUUUCCCCAAUUCAAUCUUCCACAUUUUCAAUCAAUCAAACAAACCUUCUGAUCACUGUCCUCUUUCAUCAAUGGCGUAAUUCGUCAGUAACAAAUUAGUGUUUGUUUCGUGAGCAAUUGGAUCAUAUGAAGUGGUUAGAAACUUCUGGAAUCCGUGACUCAGAUGUGUUCUUGUACUCGCAUGUUGUUAGUGAUUACGGAGUUUUCCAGGUAAAUUGGGAGAGACAUAUUCUGGUGUCUGAUUGUUUAUAAUGGCUGAAGGCAACGAGUAUGUAGAACUUAAAUUCAGGAUAUAUGACGGAACAGAUAUAAGCCAUAGCAGCUAUUCAUCUUCAACUACUAUAACCGCUCUUAAGCAAAAGCUUGUUUCCGAGUGGCCUCAAGGUAAAUCUGUAGUACCCAAGACAGUGAAUGACGUAAAGCUCAUACAUUUGGGAAAAGUUUUGGAGAAUAAUAAGACAUUAUCAGAAUCUGGGGUACGUGAUGGCGGAUUUACAGGUGGAGUAAUCACAAUGCAUGUGGUUAUUCAACCCGUUAUCACUAAAAAAAAGUCAGCCAAAAAACAAGAUGAGGCACGGAAAUUGAAUUCAUGUGGAUGCACAAUCUUAUAGAUCGGUAACCAGGCUCAAUAUCGAGUAUCCCUUUGAUGUCGCAAAUAUUUGAAAUGGUCUCCUAUUGUAUUUGGUUCAUCUUUAAUCUUUCCGAGUGGGUGAUAUAUGUUUUGUGUGUGAAAUUGGACCAUUUUUUGGCCAAACUCACUAACCCUAAAGCUUGUAGAGCAAAAGUUUGUUUGAGGUGUUAAUGUAUGGUUUAUGUUUUGAUGAAUUUGAAUAAUUUGGAUAAACGGAAUUAGAUACGCGUUUAUAAAUAAAUGAGUUGAUUUGUGUUGUAUUUUA
Helianthus annuus (common sunflower) is the source of this 985-nucleotide messenger RNA. RefSeq names its product membrane-anchored ubiquitin-fold protein 3. Gene Ontology annotation, molecular function: protein binding. The record is from RefSeq and is a predicted model, not a curated record. Lineage: Eukaryota; Viridiplantae; Streptophyta; Magnoliopsida; Asterales; Asteraceae. The coding region runs from base 341 to 700 and encodes 119 amino acids. The transcript is spliced from 5 exons.